AUGACGGGUCAGAUCAUGAGUCGCCAGGAUCGCCAGUUGGCGUCAGUGGAUCAUGGUUCGGGUUUGGCGUCAGAGGCGCACGGCACUCGUCCUUCCGGACUGAGGACUGGAACAAAGGAAAAGGGCCUGAGCACUCAGUUGAUGGACAGCUUUGAUGAAGAAUGGCAGAUGGCAGAUGCAACCCGAAAAGGGCGUGAGAAGGACUUGGGCUUGGAGCCUGGGCAGGUGGCUCAGUUUGGAAAGAUGAGUCAAAGGGAGAGAUGGCUGGAGGCAUUUCAUGGCGUGCCAUUUGCAGCCAUACCAAUACCUGAAGAUUCGCAUGCAGGAUGUCAUUGA
Cladocopium goreaui is the source of this 336-nucleotide messenger RNA. NCBI's taxonomy places the organism in Eukaryota, Dinophyceae, Suessiales, Symbiodiniaceae. The record is from the annotation of a GenBank genome assembly.